This is a messenger RNA of Hemisphaericaspora subhashii, 471 nucleotides long. It is a transcript of the gene RPO26, whose product is annotated as DNA-directed RNA polymerase core subunit. The coding region runs from base 1 to 471 and encodes 156 amino acids. Gene Ontology annotation, biological process: DNA-templated transcription. Gene Ontology annotation, molecular function: DNA binding; DNA-directed RNA polymerase activity. Gene Ontology annotation, cellular component: RNA polymerase I complex; nucleus; RNA polymerase III complex. The transcript has a single exon. The record is from RefSeq and is a predicted model, not a curated record. Lineage: Eukaryota; Fungi; Ascomycota; Pichiomycetes; Serinales; Debaryomycetaceae.
AUGUCUGAUUUCGAAGAUAACGCAUUCAAUGAAGGUGUUGAAAACUUCGACGAUUUCGAUCAACCUGAACACUUUUCCGAUGAUGAUUUCGCCGAACCAGAAACCAAUGGAAGAGAACCCGAAAUAAAAACUGAAGAUGGCAGAACUAUAGUGAACGGUGGUUUGGGACCAGAUGAUGCUAUGGCAGGACAACCAAGACAAAAGACCACAAAAGAAUUGGCUAUUCCUAAAGAAAAGAGAACUACUACUCCAUAUAUGACUAAAUAUGAAAGAGCGAGAAUAUUGGGAACUAGAGCAUUACAGAUUUCUCUUAAUGCUCCUGUUUUGGUUGAUAUUGAAGGUGAAACAGAUCCUUUACAAAUUGCCAUGAAAGAAUUAGCACAAAGAAAGAUUCCUUUGGUGAUUAGAAGAUAUUUACCUGAUGGAUCUUAUGAAGAUUGGGGUUGUGAUGAAUUGAUUGUCGAUCAAUAG